CCGGGGACGGCCCGGCCCAGGGACCACGGGGGGCAGAAUGAGAUGCGGAUGCGGGUCCCUGGCGUGGGACAUGACGGCAAACGCAGAGUGAGGACUCAGGACUCAGGGUCGCUCGGGAAGCCCCGGGCCGGCGCUGGUUCCUGAAUGCCGUCUCCCGGGCCGUGGGUUCAAAGUUGCCCUGAUGAGUGCACAAGUGUGUGGCUCGUGGGCUGCGAGUGUGGCUCUUUGUUCCGUGCCCCCCACCCCCUCCUCCGUCACACGGCUGGAGACCGCCAGGCCAGGGGAUGUGCAUGAGGGAGUCCACGGGAAUGCCCGGGUCUUCUGUCCCCGGAGCCUGUCUUUGGAGGGCCUGGGUCUCAGAUGCUGGCGGGGGGGCGCCCCGUGCAGGAGGAGGCCGGCAGGACCUCGCUGGGCCGCCCGCCCGCGUGGUCCUUCUGCGCCACCUGGCGUCGGAUGUGGGCAGGUCCACUCCCGCAAGCCCCCGUCCUCGGAGCAGGAGCUGCCCAGCUCACAGUCGCAGGGCUGUGUGGGGCUCUCGCGGCAGCCGGCCCUCCCCGCGCUCCUCCGCGUGCCGUCCCGGCGGGAUCCCCGCACGCCCCGCACGCCCCCCCGCAGAGCCGGCCUUCCAGCGGUUUCUGGGGGUGGGUGGGGGAGGGACGCGGCCAGGAUUAACGCCGACAAUGAGCGGAAGGUCUGGCCGAGCGGAGGCGAAAGCCGUGUCGGGCGGCGGCGGCGGCGGCCGGGACCGCGUGUCGGUGCAGGAAGGACCCUCGGGGGGCCGGGAGGCCGGUGGGAGCGGACCCCGGCGACGAGGGCGGCGUCCGUGCAGGAGGUUGCGGAACCAGGCUGGCCAGUUCGUCUCCGUGGUGACCGUCUUCGAGGCACAGGGCACGCCCUCGGGGGGCCAGGAUGCCAGCGGACCCAGCACCCGCCGGCGAGGGCGGCCGCCACGGAAGCACCGCAGGAAGAAAGUGGCCAUCGCCACGGAGGUGACCCUCUUUGAGAUGGUCGCCCUGGGAAAGAACUCCGUGCAGCAGACGGCCGUCGAGGAGUGGGUGCGGUCCUACAAGGAGGACCGGGAGCUGGCCUUGCUGGACCUCAUCAGCUUCUUUGUCCAGUGCUGUGGCUGUGAAGGGAUGGUGACGGCUGAGUUGUACCAGAGCAACGAAGGCCAGAACGUGCUGCACAGAAUGACAGAGAAGUUCGACCAGGAGACCGGGCUCUAUUACAAGAAGUUUCUGGCGUACCCCUGGAUCCUGACCAUCAUGUGGCCCGAGAAACUGCAAAGCGACUUUUACCCCAUCGUGGGGCCAGGGCCCUUCUGGAAGAGGUUUCGGGUGAACUUCUGCGAGUUCACGGAGCUGCUGGUGCACCAGACGCACUCCUCGGUGCUGUGUGACGGUCACCUCAUGGACACGGUGAUCGGCAUGCUCAGCGGCCUCACAAACUCGGCCGUGUACAGCCUGCGGCACACCAGCUCCCUGGCCGCCAUGAAGCUGCUGACGGCGCUGGCCAGCGUGAACCAGGGCAUCUGCACGGGCAGGCGCACGGCCCAGCGGCUGUACGAGAUCGAGAGCAUCACCAAGCUCAAGGGGAGGCACAAGUACUACAUGGAGCUGCUGGACCAGCGCAGGCACCAGUUCCAGAACAAGCCCGUGGCCAUCGACAACAUCAUCUGUGCGCUCUUCAAAAGGACGUUUGUGCCCCGCUACCGUGACAUCAGCUCGGACAUCCGCGUGAUCUGCAUGGGGGAGCUGGGCUGCUGGGUCAGGCUGUACCCAGACCUGUUCCUGGACAACAACUACUUGAAGUACAUCGGCUGGAUGCUGUACGACAAGGACGCGAGCGUGCGGAUGAAGUGCAUCCUGGCCCUGAAGGCGCUCUACGAGAAGAGGGAGUCGGCCAUGAAGCUGGGCCUUUUCUUCUACAAGUUCAAGAAACGGAUCCUGUCGAUGACGCAGGACAGGCAGCCGGAAAUCACGUCCGAGUGCAUGCAGCUGCUGAGGCUCAUAUCCGAGCACUACGUGGGCGUGUUCUCCGCCAUGGAGUACGUCUUCCUCUUCCAGUUUGUGUACGCGGCCUACAGGCCCAUGGCCACCGCCGCGGGCGAACUCAUCUGUAAAAGGCUCCUGGCCCCUCCGCCCCACGAAGGUUUCUUUGCUCAAGAGCCCCCGGACGAGUUCGAUCGAAAUCUCCAGAACAUGAAGGCGCUCAUCGACUUCUACCUGCAGGGCGAGUUCCACAGACACGUCCCGUACCUGGUGGACGGCCUGUGGGAGGCAGCGCCCGCCCUGGUCCGGAACUGGGAGUGCAUGACGGCCCUGCUGCUGGAGCCCCGCGGCGGGCGCCAAGCCCUGACAAGCCAGCAGGAACGAGUGCUCAUUGAGAUCCUCGUGGCCGCCGUGAGACAAGCUGCGGAGGGGCGCCCACCUGCCGGCCGGCGCCUGGGCAAGAAAGCCACCCGGGAGGUGGACGGGACCCGCCGCUGGCGUGAGCACGCCAACAUGAGCCGACACUUGGCCAAGGUGCUGCCCCGGCUGCUCUCCAAGUUUGCAGCGGACAAAGAGAAGGUGACCCCCCUCCUGCAGAUCCCACAGUAUUGCAACCUGGACGUGUACGACACGGACGGCCUGGGCUCGUACCUGGACGCGGCGCUGCUGGAGCUGGACUGCCUGGUGCAGCGGCACUCGGACGUGGCGGUGCUGGAGGCCUGCGCCCGCGCCUACGGCACGUACUGCGAUGAGGGGCGCUCCGCGCACGGCCAGGCCGCCCCCGCCUGCAGCCGGCUGGUGGACAUGCUGGUGGACGCGCUCACCCCGCUGCUGGACGUGUUCAUCCAACACGAGAAGCAGGGCCUGUUCCUUGGACACGGUGAGAUGGGGCGGAUCUGCUCCACGCUGCGGAGACUGGCUGCCUUCUACAGUGCACACGACCUGAGCAGCUGGAAUCUGUAUGAGAAGAUGGACAGCCUGCUGACUUUCCGCCGGCACCAGGGCAGCCUGCCCACUGAGGUUGUGCACUGUGCCCUGCAGUGCACCUACUAUGCGCUCCUGUGGCAGAUCGUCGCCGCCACGGACCGGCUGCCGCCCCAGGAGGCGCUCCUGGACUUGAGGAAGAGGCUGCUGAGGUUCUGCCUGGUGUGCCGCGUGUACCUGAACCACCAGAGCAAGGUGCUGAGCGAGAAGGCCUUCAUCCUGCUGUGUGACCUGCUCCUCAUCCUCAGCCACCAGGGCCCUGAGGAGGACACGGGCCUGGGGCUGCUCUUCUUCGUCCCCGACCACGUCCUGCAGUGCAAGCUCCUCACCUUUGUCAAGGAGCACGUGUUCCUGGAGGAGGCCGGAGCUGCAGGGCCCAGCAGAGUUUACAAGGAGGAGGACGCGGACGAGCUGCACGAGCUGUUCCACCGGAGAAACAUGCUGGCCGUGUUCUGUAAGCUCAUCGUCUGCAACGUGCUGGAGAUGAGCGCGGCCGCCGACAUCUACCAGUUCUACCUGAAGCACUACCAUCACUUUGGGGACAUCAUCAAGGAGACCAUGACCCGUACGAGGCAGAACGACAGGCUUCGCAACGCGCUGUCCCUGCUCCUUUGUCUGCAGCAGCUGUUCCAGAAGCAUGUGGACACGUAUGGCAUGGGCUACGACCCCAUCGAGUUCAUCUGUGGCCCCUUCUACUCCAUCCGGCUGUUGGCACGCCGCUUUGCGCUCACCCUCGGCUUUGACCGUGCCCGUGACGCGGCCCACCUGAUCCACAGGCGUGGGCUGGCGUUUGCCUUUUCCGAGUCCCCCGUGUCUGAAGAGGAGGAGGCCCGGCAGAGGUUCCCCAACCUCAGCUUCCUGCUGGUUCUGGCCGAGUUCUCCUGCAAGAUCCCCCCUGCAGAGCGACAAGCCGCACUCACCCACUUCCAGGACUCCAUCCCCGAGGGCCUGCCAGUGUUUGGGGAAGGGGACAUGAACCCCAUGCUUGUCUAUCGCAAGUCCCUGAUCAGGACAAACUACGUGGCCCAGGGGGAGGACGAGCCCGCCGCCAACCCGUUUGACGCCAUCUGCAAAGACAGCAAGCGGCCCCAAGAGUUGCCCGUGGGGACGUGCUCCACCUGGACACCAGACACCCUGGCCAGCUGCAGCGCGGGGGACAGAGAGCCGAGAAAUUCCUCCAAGGGCCAGAAGUCCAAGAGGGACGUCUUCGAUGUGGACUUCCUGUCAUCGGAGGACUCUGAGAACUCGUCCAGCGAAGACGUGGACGUGGAGGGCAUCUCCGUCCACGAGCCUUGUGUGGACAGCCCUGUCCCCGCCAUGGACACCUGGGGCCAGGGUCCAUGAGCCAGCCUGGGGUCCCAGGCAGCAGAAGGCCGUGUCCCCCGCCCACCCGCGUCCUGGCCAAGCUCUGGUGCCCUCCGUCCACUGCCCAGCCCACCCAGUGUUCCCACCCCAUGCUGAGUGACCAGCCUGGCCACGGCGUGCACCGCUGUCCACCUCUCCGUCCGCGUGUCUGUGGUUCUCAGCGUCGUCCUCUCCGUCCCCAGGGCGCGUCGGACUGAAGAGCCCUGUGGGACUCCGUCAGCAGUUUCAAGUUCCUCCUCGGUCGUUGACUUCUGGUCCUGGGCUUGGGGAGCCCGUGACGUCCAGCUGUGGCUGACCCAGGCCCCCAGGGCUCCAGGUGGACAGCCGUGACCCCUGCCUCCCGCACCUGCUCACUCCGGCCGCGUGUGAGGAGGGUCACGUGACUGUACGCCCCCCCCCCACCCCGGGGUGCCCACACCCCCCCCCCAACCCACCAGGUGCCUACCUGCCUGCGGCUUCUCUGGCAACCACUGUGCUUGGCUGGAAGGUCCCGGAAUCUGCCUCCCCCGCUGUGGACCACGGUGCCAGCCCCCUUGGCGGGCGUGCUCCUGCAUGGCGUGGGUCUGGCCGGGCCGACAACUCUUCCUUCCCCGGCUCAGGACCCCGCGGCGGGGUGAUUCCCGGCGUCUGGUGCCGAGAGCCCGCGGCCGGUGGUCGGCUCCUCUCCGGCGCUGCGGACAAACUGGCUGCGUCUGGGCGGGCUGGGGUGGGACGCGCAUUGGCCGCCGAUCCCCGACGUGCAGGGGGGCCCCGUACCUCCGAUCCCGUGUCGGUGCCAAACCAGAGCUCUCUGGGCCAUGGUGUGGAGGAGGACGCCCCAGGUGGACACGGAGAGAGGCCGGGCUGCGGGGAGGACUCCUGCCGGUCACGCACAGGCAAGAACGGGCCCAGGAGCUCGGGCCUGGGGGACCCUGUAUAGACCUGGGCCUGGGGAUUUGUUCUGUGUAGACCUCGGCCUGGGGAGCUCAGGCCUGCGCAGGCCUGGGCCUGGCGCGUUGCCGUCCAGGAGGGACACCCAUGCCUCUGGCUGUCCCCUCCCCGGGACCGGGGCAGCUGCUGUGGGGAAGCAGAGCCCUUGAUGGUGGCCUCGAGAACACGGGUUGCCCUUGGGCAGGGCUCUGCAGGAGGGCCACCCUGCCAGACGCUCCGGGCCCCACGGCCCGUGACCCUCGGCUGGACUUGCCGCGCCCCAGAGCCGUGCACACGGCAUGGUCUCCCGUGGUGUUGCUGCCGUCUGUCCCCAGUAGUGUCCCUGCCUGGCAUCUGUGCCCUUUGUGAUCUCUGUGUGCGUGUGUGUGUCGUGGGCCGGGCGAGCCAAGCCCCUCACGGAAAAUCCUUAAAUUCUUUAUUCGAAAAUACAGACGUGAGCUCGUAAAACGUUUUUAAACUGCUACACACACCAAAUAAAAGUUAACUUUA
Molecule: messenger RNA, 5759 nt
Organism: Mustela erminea (ermine)
Lineage: Eukaryota; Metazoa; Chordata; Mammalia; Carnivora; Mustelidae
Product: cohesin subunit SA-2-like
Exons: 33
Coding region: 285-4319 (1344 amino acids)
Biological process (GO): sister chromatid cohesion
Cellular component (GO): chromatin; cohesin complex; nucleus
Molecular function (GO): chromatin binding
Source: RefSeq, a predicted model, not a curated record